Danio aesculapii is the source of this 3356-nucleotide messenger RNA. RefSeq names its product zinc finger protein 678-like. The transcript is spliced from 2 exons. NCBI's taxonomy places the organism in Eukaryota, Metazoa, Chordata, Actinopteri, Cypriniformes, Danionidae. The record is from RefSeq and is a predicted model, not a curated record. Bases 365 to 1453 code for a protein of 362 amino acids.
UUUUCUCUCAAAUGAAAGGGGAUGUGGCGAUUAGUGGAUGUUGCUGUUAUUGUCCUCUAGAUGGCAGUAGUGCUGAGCACACAGUUAGCAGAGGCAUUAUCCGAGUAAAAGCUCAGAGCAAGAAAAACUCCUGUAGAGGUUCAGUGCUGAAGAAAUCACGACAACACACUCCAGCUUUUCUAUUUAACCUUCUGCUGCCAGACUGUUUAUCUGACGGACACUUCAGCUGCUUGUCUUUAUUCAGUAUAUAUUGGGGCUCAACUGUAAAUUCCUCUACAAAAGCGAUCAGGAACGCUGGACUUUGUUAUUUCAGCUGCUAUUUCAUCCGCAAACAGGCCUGAUUGAGGAGACACGCCAUGUUAAAAUGAGAGGAAAAACUGACUCACUGAAGAGAAAAGACAAAAAAUGUGUCACCUGCACUCAGUGUGGAAAGAGUCUGUCAAACAAAGAGAAUCUCAAGGUUCACAUGAGGAUUCACACUGGAGAGAAACCAUUCACAUGUUCUCAGUGUGGGAAGAGUUUCAGAGACUCAUCAAACCUUAAUAGACACAUGUUGAUCCACACUGGAGAGAAAACACACACAUGUGGUCAAUGCGGAAAAUCAUUUCUGUUGGCUUCAAGCCUGAAUGAUCACCUUAGAGUUCAUGCAAAGGAGAAGCCUUCAUGCUCUGUGUGUGGAAAGAGUUUUGCACAUGAAGGAAAUUUAAGAAAACAUCAGAAGAUCCACACUGGUGUGAGAGAGUAUGUGUGCUUUGAGUGCGAGAAGACCUUUAUUACAGCUGGAAACUUACAACAACACCAGAUGAUUCACACUGGAGAGAAACCUUACAUGUGUUCACACUGCGACAUGAGAUUCAGUCAGUUAUCACAUCUGAAAACACACCAGAGGAUUCACACCGGAGAGAAACCGUACAAGUGUUCACACUGCGACAUGAGAUUCACUCAGUUAGGAAGCCAGAAAACACACGAGAGGAUUCACACUGGAGAGAAACCUUACAUGUGUUCACACUGCAAUGAAAGAUUCAGUCAUUUAUUAAGCCUGAAAACACAUGAGAGGACUCACACUGGAGAGAAACCUUACAUGUGUUCACACUGCGACAUGAGAUUCAGUCAGUUAUCGCAUAUGAAUUCACAUGAGAGGAUUCACACUGGAGAGAAACCGUACAAGUGUUCACACUGCGACAAAAGAUUCAAUCAGUUAGGAAGCCAGAAAAGACAUGAGAGGAUUCACACCGGAGAGAGACCUUACAAGUGUUCACACUGCGGCAUGAGAUUCAGUCAGUUAUCACAUCUGAAAUCACAUGAGAGGAUUCAUACUGGAGAGAAACCUUACAUGUGUUCACACUGCGACAUGAGAUUCAGUCAGUUAAGAAGCCUGAAAAAGCAUGAGAAGAUUCACACUGGAGAGAAACAAGUGAGAUUCAGUCAGUCAGAAACAUUGAAAACACACUAGAGUGUCACAUCUGAGAGUAACCUUAACAUACAAAUAUGCAAACUUGCAAUAUUGAUGGGUAGUUCUGGAACAAAUCUUUAAUGUGACUCUGCAAUAACGAGUCCUUUCAGAGUGAUUCUUUCAUUGCUCUAUGUGCAGAUAGGGGAAAUGAUUAGUUAUUUUUAAAUUCUAUCAGGUUUGAGUCAUUCAUUAAUCAUAUUAAAUAUCUGUAGAUCCACCCUCAUAGCAUUUUGAGCUUCAAAAAAAAGUAUUUAUUCAUCUUUUCAAACCUCUGGUUUUUGAGUUGUUUGUCUUUACAUGUAACUUGAUGGCAGGAUCGGAUGUAGGCAAUAGUUAAAUCAAUAGUUCCGUCUGAAAGAGCACAACUCUUUCAGUAUUCAUAGCACCCAAAAUGUGUUAAACCCUGUCAAUACACAUUUAAAAGACACUGGAGAAUGUGUUAUUCUUUAAAUUGAGGAUAAUUCAUUAAUACAGAUUGAUUAAAAUAUUCUACAAUGGCAGUCCGCUGAACCAUUUGUGGGAAAUGUAUGACAUUUCCACAUGAAAUGGUGCUGAAAACACAGCAGAAAUUUACCAUUGAUUUACUGUAGUUGUCACUGUAGUUGGUACCCUUUCAAAAAGGUACAUUAAAAAGUGGUAUGUUUCGGUACACUUUUAUGGCCGUUUCUACUGUCAAAGGGUACCAAAAACCGAACCGAACCACUUUUUGGGUACCUUUUUGAAAGGGUACCAAGCAAGACAAAAGGGUACCAAAAGGCAGAGCUAGACGGUCAGCUGAACGCUAUUGGUUUACAGAGACACGUCACCAGCACAUACACAAGCAGAAGAAUGACAACAAAGGAACCACCAUCUUCAAAAACACAGCCGAGACAUUACACCCUUAUAAUAUAUACAUAUAAUAACAAGCCAUGGUCGACUCGAGAUCAAAUAAACCAGGUCGUCGUCUUGAUGAACAGCCACAAAGCCAAGAAGAACAAAAUCUGCCGUGUCCUGUUGUAGUUUUACAAGCCUGGCUAAAAGUGAAAGCGGGUUCACUUUCUCCAGAGAGUUUGUGCGCUCGCCGCUUGUCUAUAUUUGAAAUAACGAACUUCCUGAGCUGAUGAUAAUAACCUGCGCAUGAUUAUUCAGACCUCCUAGUUUUUUGCGAUUCUGUAAAGCAAAUGUAAACUUACUGUCAAAAAACAAAACAACAACUGUCCUCUCACUCUGACCUCACCCCUAAAUUUGGUAACAGCAUAACCUAAACCAAUAAAUCAUUUAUAUAGUGUUUGUUUUCACGAUUCUCUUAUAUUUUCAGUAUAAUAAGCUUAAAAUGUCUUCAGAUUCUCAUUGUUCCACUUGUUCUGAUAAUCUCCGCUAAACUGCUCAUUCUGGACUGCUUGGCCCCUUAAUUGCUGCUUGCAGCUAUAUUAAUUAUUAUUGUUCUGAUUAUCAACACUAUUAUUAUUGUGCAUUUCUGUGCUGCAUCUGUAACUGUAGCUCCAUUAUGAAUGUGUGAACUUGUGUCUCAAUGCUUCUUUUUUUAUAAUGCUGAAUAUAGUAAAACCUGAUCUAUAAUUACUUAACAAAUGGAAGAAUCUGUCACAGCUCAGAGAGACUGCAUAUGUUAAUCUUUUAUGGUGCUGUCAAAUAGUGAAUAAAUGACUCAAAACCAGAUUAAGGACUCAAGACAAGAACAAAUGAAUACCUUUUCCAGCUCAACAUGUAUAUGUUAAGCUUAUGGAUCUAUCACAUGCUGAACCAAACCACUGCAUAAGUUUAGAUUAUGGAGAUGUGACGUGACAAAAAAUAUUCAAUUAACUAAUUUAUUAAUUGGUGGAUAUCUAUCUGAAUGCUGGUUUUCCAUCCAUAAUUGCUGUUUUAUCAGAAAGAUAUUCUUAGUCAGUAUUUCAUGUAUUGCAUU